This is a messenger RNA of Calypte anna (Anna's hummingbird), 1973 nucleotides long. It is a transcript of the gene THAP1, whose product is annotated as THAP domain containing 1. The record is from RefSeq and is a predicted model, not a curated record. The coding region runs from base 179 to 913 and encodes 244 amino acids. The transcript is spliced from 3 exons. Gene Ontology annotation, molecular function: sequence-specific DNA binding. NCBI's taxonomy places the organism in Eukaryota, Metazoa, Chordata, Aves, Apodiformes, Trochilidae.
CUGAAGCUGGCGCCGCCAUCUUGGAGUUGGGAGAAGCCGCGUCCCGCUCCUGUCCGUCUCGGAGGGUCACGGGCAGGGGGGAGGGGUGAGGGGGAAGGAUGAGCACCCGGCGGUGAAUUAACGGGGCCGGCGAGCUCGUCUCCUGGACGCCGGGCCGCGGCGGGCCGGGGCGGGAAGGAUGGUCCAGUCCUGUUCCGCCUACCGCUGCCGGAACCGAUAUGACAAAGAGAAGCCCAUCUCCUUCCACAAGUUUCCACUUACAAGACCCGAUCUUUGCAAGAAGUGGGAAGCUGCUGUUAAAAGGAAAAACUUCAAGCCAACCAAGUAUAGCAGCAUUUGUUCAGAACACUUUACUCCCGAUUGCUUUAAAAGGGAAUGCAACAACAAGCUUCUGAAAGAAAAUGCUGUGCCCACAAUAUUUUGUUAUACUGAACCCAGUGAAAAGACAGAAGAGUUUGCAGAGCAGCCAGAAGAUCCACUGCCACCUCCCCCACCUCCACCGCCGCCGCCACCACCACCGCCACCACCUCCACCAGCAGCGCCAGCACUACCACCAUCUCCAUCAACUCCUGCUUUUCAUUUAUCUCAAAUAGAUGCCAGGUUUGUAGAUCCAAGUAUUGGAUUAUUGAUGCCUCCUCUCCAGACCCCUAGCAAUCUUGCUGUUUUUUGCGAUCACAACUAUACCGUAGAGGAUACAGUUCAUCAGAGAAAAAGAAUUCAGCAGUUGGAGGAACAAGUUGAAAAACUGCGGAAGAAACUCAAGACGGCACAACAGCGAUGCCGGCGUCAAGAAAGACAAAUUGAAAAACUGAGAGAGAUUGUUCAAUUUCAGAAAGAAAAAGACAUAUUGUCAGGAAAAGGCUACGUGAUUCUGCCAAAUGACUAUUUUGAAGUUGUGGAAGUACCUGCCUAGAAGUCAGGAAUAUCAGCGUUCACCUUGCUAGGCCAAGAAAUUUAGUUUAAAAAUUAAAUGCUAAUUCUGUGUGUAAAACUCUCCAGAAUUCUAAACCAGUAAACAAGCACUUACACAAAUGAGAUCACAUUCUUUAUUUGUUGUCAUUUCUGUUUGAUACACUUGUAAUGUAUUGAAAAUGCAAGCAUCUCAGAAUUAGAAUAUGUAUUUAGUUUACAAAAUUCAAAUUCCUUUACAGGAGAAAAGAAUGCAAGGUUAAAUACCUUAAAAACCUGUGGGGAUGUUUUUUGUUUGUGUUUGUUUGUUUGCUCGUUUCAUUUUUUCUUUCUUUUUAAAAAGUAGCUUUCUUUAUGCUUACAGAGGAACAGAGUGUGGCUGAGAGUGAAGUUGAGGUUAUUGUAUGCUUAGUGCAAGGCUUUGUCGAGGCACUUAAUGAUGGUCUUGGUGAUCCCCAGAAAGAAGUUUUCACUGAUUGCAGAAGGAGAAGAAUCAGGCCACCAAAGAACACCUGCAAGUGCUGCAGGGAAAUAAAGAUGUACAUUCUAAUGAUUGGUUGUCCAAUUACAAAUGAAGUAGCUGAUAUUUUUUAAAAUGCAUGUGACUGCACUUCAGUGAAGCCUAUUUAAUCAUGCAAAAAAUCAAGGAAGUUAGAAAGCGGCAAAACUAUCAAAAAUCUGAACAUAAAUUCCUUUUGAAAAGGGCUGAUACUUCAACAGGCAGAAAUUAGAGCUGCAUCUUAAAGAAAAAUGUGGGCUUAUUUGCCCUUAUUGGGCAUUUUUUGCCAUGGUAGGAUUAUCCUACCUGGAUGCAGUGUUCUAUUUCUUUCUCCUUACACCUCUGCAAAGUAUUAGAUUUCCCUGUCUAACUGGGGCAGCUCAAAUCCAGAGGUAUGUUUUGUAGGGAAAAAAAUUAAGAACUAAGUGUCUGUGUUACAGGUUGUCACACUGAGGCACUCCUUUGUCACUGUCCUUUUCCCUCCUCUGCUUCAGUCGCCAUCUUGUCUAUGUUGUUACUAAUGUGGUCUUAACUGUGACAGCAAAUUAAUAAAACUGAGCUUUCC